CCAAAAUCGCAAACCUAUGAUCUUUGGACUUUAUUGUUUUUCAUUUUUUGUAGUGCGAGUGAUUAACUGUGGGGAUUUUUUGCUAGUACUUUAUUGAAAAUAGGGCUGUUUUAAUUGUUGAAGUGUAUAUCCGACGUAAUGGCACUGAAAGCUCAAGUGGGUCAAAAAAUUAUGAACGAGGUGAUCAAAUACAGACCUCCAAAGAAAAAUGGACCCACAACGGGCGGUCAUCGUUUAGAAUGGCGAGUCCUAGUUGUAGACAAACUGGCAAUGAGAAUGAUUUCCGCCUGUUGCAAAAUGCACAACAUUUCUGCAGAAGGCAUAACCUUGGUGGAAGACAUUUUUAAAACGAGAGAACCAUUACUUACCAUGGAAGCUGUAUAUCUUAUAACCCCUUGCAAGGAAUCUGUCGAAGCAUUGAUGAGGGAUUUUGAUUCAUCAAAACAUGUGAUGUAUAAAGGUGCCCAUGUAUUCUUUACAGAAGUCUGCCCCGAGGAACUGUUCAAUGAGCUGUGCAAGUCUUGUGCGGCCAAGAAAAUUCGCACGCUAAAGGAAAUCAACAUUGCCUUUUUGCCAUAUGAAUCGCAGGUGUUUUCUUUGGAUUGCGCCGAAACUUUUCAGUAUUACUACAACCCUUCUUAUUCCCAAAAAUACAGCGCCAAUCUGGAGAGAAUGGCUGAACAGAUCGCCACUCUAUGCGCAACCUUGGGCGAAUAUCCUUCCGUUCGAUACAGAAGCGAUUGGGAUCGCAAUGUUGAACUGGCUCAACUGAUCCAACAAAAAUUGGAUGCAUAUAAGGCGGAUGAGCCAACCAUGGGCGAAGGUCCAGAAAAAGCUCGUUCACAAUUGCUAAUUUUAGAUCGCGGAUUUGACUGUGUAUCGCCCCUUCUGCAUGAGCUUACGUUCCAAGCCAUGGCUUACGAUUUGUUGAACAUUCAAAAUGAUGUCUAUGAAUAUGAGGCUUCUGCUGGGGUAAAGAAGGAAGUGUUGCUUGACGAAAAUGACGACAUGUGGGUGGAAUUGCGCCAUCAGCAUAUUGCAGUGGUUUCCCAGAAUGUCACAAAAAAUCUAAAGAAAUUUACGGAUUCCAAAAGAAUGACGGCGAGUGAUAAACAGUCAAUGAAAGAUCUAUCUACUAUGAUAAAAAAAAUGCCUCAAUACCAAAAGGAGCUGUCCAAAUAUGCCACCCAUCUCCAAUUAGCUGAGGAUUGCAUGAAGCAGUACCAGGGAUAUGUUGAUAAAUUGUGUAAAGUGGAGCAGGAUUUGGCAAUGGGCACAGAUGCUGAAGGCGAAAAAAUCAAAGAUCAUAUGCGUAACAUUGUUCCCAUUCUCUUAGAUCCAAAAAUUACGGAUCAGUAUGACAAAAUGCGCAUCAUAGCUCUAUACGCGAUGACCAAAAAUGGCAUAACCGAUGAAAAUUUAUCCAAACUUGCCACGCACGCUCAGAUAACUUCCAAACAGACGAUCGCCAACCUCCAAUACCUCGGAGUUAAUGUGAUUAAUGAGGGCAACACUCGAAGGAAACCCUAUACGCCCCCGCGAAAGGAAAGAAUCACUGAACAGACAUAUCAAAUGUCGCGGUGGACGCCGGUUGUCAAGGACAUAAUGGAGGAUUGUAUAGAUGACAAGCUUGACCAAAAACACUUUCCGUUUUUGGCAGGCAGGGCUCAGAGUAGUGGAUAUCAUCCGCCAUCAAGCGCGCGGUACGGUCAUUGGCACAAGGAUAGAAGCCAACAGACUGUGAAAAAUGUACCCCGCUUGAUUGUUUUUAUUGUGGGGGGUGUCUGCUUCUCCGAAAUACGUUGCGCAUACGAAGUGACCAACGCCCUUAAAAAUUGGGAAGUGAUUGUCGGAUCUUCUCACAUAUUGACCCCAAAAGCUUUCCUUGAACAACUCACAGCCCUCACACCAAACUAGAACACACCCAAGAAGGUCACUUUCAACGUCACGGUUAACUGAUACAGCUUUGCAUUCUUGUGUUGAUACAAUUUACAUAUUCACGACAUUGAGAGUCUAAGCUAGGAGUUCUGAGAUGUUAUAAUGGAUGUACAUAAUCAAAUAAUUUAUCUUUUAUGUAUUGUUACUCGUUUUAUUUAUUUAGUAAUGUGUUACAGGUAUUAACAAGAAAGUUUAAGACUAAUGUUCGGUAUUCCAUUUAGUUGAUUCAGUAUUUUUCAAGUUAAUGCUGUGGAUGUGAUUGUUCUAUUAAGAAGCGAUCAUUCAUGGUGUUAGGUGAUAUUUAUCGUACUUGCGUUAGAAAUUAAUAUGUCACCUUUCUUGAAUUUUUCUAACAUUCGUAAAGUUUUAUAAAUUCACUUACUGUUUACUGCCUUAAUGAUUGUUAGAUCAUUAGAGAACUGUAGAUGAAUCUAGUCUAACGAUGCACAUAAUAUAUUUAUCUAGCAGUUAAUCCUUGAAUUUCUUCUAAACAAAAAUUGAGGUAUACCUCUCCUAUUUCAUUGGAUGUCUACAAUUUGUUAGUUUUUUUUUUCUUUAAUUUGAACUUAUCUGACUUUAAUUAACAAAAAAAAUGUCGAACGAGAAAAUAAUUAAGUUCACAAGAAUUUCACGACGAAUACCAAAAAUCAUCAGUCGCGUUUACAAGAGCCCUGAAUUGCAAACAAAAUCUAAAUGGUAUAAAACCAACUUUGAAAAUAACAAAAAUCCUUUUAAGUAUGAAGUCAAUACAAUAGCUCUGAUCAAACUAGAAAGGUAAAAAAGUUAUUUUUUUUUUUGUUUUAUCGGUUUUAUAUUCGUUAUUUGAAAGAGUUCUUACCAAGCCAGGUUGAGGGUUUGUAAUUGGGGUUCUUGACGCGGACCAGAUGUUCUGAUUGAAAGGGUAGGAAAUUUUUUGGUUGACUCGUUUUUAGCUUGUAAAUUUCAGUUGUUGAAACUUGUUUGAUUAUGCCAGUAUUUAUGUGAAUACACCAAGUUUUGGGAUUUUAUAAGUAGAAAAAUAUUGUUAAUAAUCUAAAUAAAUAUUUCAUUGUAAUUAAAUUUUCCGUAUUGUGAAAAACUAAUCGCAUUUCCGUAAUGGAAGUAUUGUAAACAGUACGUUGUACUUAUUCGUUAUUGUGCUAUAUUAUAUUGUCUAAAUCAUGUCAAUUUCAAAAGUUAAUAAAUCAUAGUCCUUGA
Cylas formicarius (sweet potato weevil) is the source of this 3135-nucleotide messenger RNA. It is a transcript of the gene Rop, whose product is annotated as protein ROP. Gene Ontology annotation, cellular component: plasma membrane; secretory granule. The record is from RefSeq and is a predicted model, not a curated record. NCBI's taxonomy places the organism in Eukaryota, Metazoa, Arthropoda, Insecta, Coleoptera, Brentidae. Gene Ontology annotation, molecular function: syntaxin binding. The transcript has 9 exons. The coding region runs from base 139 to 1917 and encodes 592 amino acids. Gene Ontology annotation, biological process: intracellular protein transport; vesicle-mediated transport; neurotransmitter secretion.